AUGGCGGGGCAGGACGGGGACGCCGGCGAGUGGAAUCAGGUGAAACGAAGAGGUGGUCGAUUACGCAACAUACCAGCUCCCACAAACGAGGCGGCCGAUUCAUUAGUCGACGGCAUCCGGCCAAACACCAAGCCAGAGCUUUCUGUCAACGACCUCUGGAACUACCACGAGUCAGUGACCCAAGACUCGCAAACAACAGAGUGGUGGGAUCAAGUACGCCAACUGCUCGACUCCAUCUUGAACAAGCCAGGCUGCCCGACUAUCACCAGGGCUGUUUGUCUAGGGCCGGGUCCGUAUGAGCCAAGCAAUGGUAGCUCCAUCGCAAGGCGGACAGCCCACAUGCAGACGGCUGCCUUCUGUUGUCUUGUUGGUUGUUUGAGUAGGGGCCCAUCCGACAUAGGAACAGAAUCUCCAAUUGCUGAUCACCAUACAGAGUCUCAAGAUGGCCGGGAUAUCCAUUGUGUGGUCCAAGAACCCCGGUUUACAGAGACUGACAAGGAAUUUUGCGCCAAACUCGGCGUCGAGGCUGUCGAGAGUCCAGCUGGUUUCUCUCUAGUUGACGAGAGCACGCUCUUGUUCGGCAUCCACAUGGAACUUGACAUCUACAACCAAGCCAUGGUAAUACCGCCAGCAAUAUACGUCGGGGCCAGCCUGGAAGAGUGGGAGAAGGUUGUCGACGGCGGCUCAGAAACCGAAGGCCCACUCGCCGCUUACGGCAAGAUGGACAAGACCUACGAUAGAUACCCUUUCCCGGAUCUUGAUUACAUGUUCUCAAGCACAGUCAUGUAUUGGAGACGGGCUAAAACAUGA
Molecule: messenger RNA, 810 nt
Organism: Chaetomium globosum CBS 148.51
Lineage: Eukaryota; Fungi; Ascomycota; Sordariomycetes; Sordariales; Chaetomiaceae
Exons: 1
Coding region: 1-810 (269 amino acids)
Source: RefSeq, a predicted model, not a curated record